AUGGGCUUGAGUGCUACCCAACCCGCCUUGCUGAGUUUAGUGUCUCCGGAGGGUCAACUUUACCGAGUGAUCUUCAAGAUUGGCGAUGACUUGCGGCAGGAUCAGGUGGUUCUGCAGAUGAUUCGUCUCAUGGAUGUUGUCUUGAAGAAAGAGAUGUUUGAUCUUCAGUUGACGCCCUACGUUGUCCUUGCCGCCAGUUGUCGUCACGGUUUUAUCCAAUUCGUGAAAGGUGUUAGAUUGUCCGACGUAAACAAGGAGGAGGGCUCUAUUUUGAAGUACCUUCAACAGCGAGCUCCCAGUUCUAAGGACUCUCUGGGUCUUCAACCGAAAGUUCUGGAGACCUACAUCCGGUCGUGCGCGGGCUACUGUGUGAUGACGUACCUUCUGGGUGUGGGCGACCGACACAUGGAUAACAUAAUGCUGACGUCCGAGGGUCAGCUUUUCCACAUCGACUUCAGUUUUAUCUUCGGAUACGACUCAAAGCUCAUGGCACCCGAGGUGCGGCUGACAAAGGAUAUGAUUGAAGCUAUGGGCGGUGCGAAGACCCCGACCUUCAAUAACUUUGUCAAUAUUUGUGUGACCGCCUUCCUCUCCUUGCGCAGGUCAGCCAUCAAAUAUUUCUAUCCAUUUUUCAAGUUGGUAAUAGCUUUAGUCGUUAAUAGCAGGUAA
Molecule: messenger RNA, 669 nt
Organism: Hydatigera taeniaeformis
Lineage: Eukaryota; Metazoa; Platyhelminthes; Cestoda; Cyclophyllidea; Taeniidae
Source: the annotation of a GenBank genome assembly